GGCGGGCGGCCUCGCGGUGCCUAGGCGCGGGCGGCCGGCCUGGAUCGUUCAGUCGCGCGGAGCCGGGCCCGGGAACGCAGGCGGCGGCAGGAUGAACAGCAUCAAGAACGUGCCGGCGCGGGUGCUGAGCCGCAGGCCUGGCCACAGCCUGGAGGCCGAGCGCGAGCAGUUCGACAAGACCCAGGCCAUCAGCAUCAGCAAAGCCAUCAACACCCAGGAGGCCCCCGUGAAGGAGAAGCAUGCCCGGCGCAUCAUCCUGGGCACUCAUCACGAGAAGGGGGCCUUCACCUUCUGGUCCUACGCCAUCGGGCUGCCGCUUCCCAGCAGCUCCAUCCUCAGCUGGAAGUUCUGCCACGUCCUCCACAAGGUCCUUCGAGACGGCCACCCCAACGUGCUGCACGACUGCCAGCGGUACCGGAGCAACAUUCGGGAGAUCGGAGACUUGUGGGGCCAUUUGCAUGACCGAUACGGGCAGCUGGUGAAUAUUUACACCAAACUCUUGCUGACCAAGAUCUCCUUCCACCUCAAGCACCCCGAGUUCCCUGCGGGCCUGGAGGUGACAGACGAGGUGUUGGAGAAGGCCGCUGGGACCGACGUCAACAACGUCUUCCAGCUUACCGUGGAGAUGUUCGAUUACAUGGACUGUGCACUGAAGCUCUCUGAAUCAGUUUUCCGGCAGCUCAACACGGCCAUUGCCGUGUCCCAGAUGUCCUCGGGCCAGUGCCGCCUGGCCCCCCUCAUCCAGGUCAUCCAGGACUGCAGCCACCUCUACCACUACACGGUCAAGCUCAUGUUCCAGCUGCACUCCUGCCUCCCGGCAGACACCCUGCAAGGCCACCGCGACCGGUUCCAUGAGCAGUUUCACAGCCUCAGAAACUUCUUCCGCAGAGCCUCUGACAUGCUCUACUUCAAGCGGCUCAUCCAGAUCCCCCGGCUGCCCGAGGGACCCCCCAACUUCCUGCGGGCCUCAGCGCUGGCCGAGCACAUCAAGCCGGUGGUGGUGAUCCCCGAGGAGGCCCCCGAGGACGAGGAGCCCGAGAACCUCAUCGAGAUCGGCACGGGGCCCCCCGCCGCGGAACCAGCGGUGGUGGCUGACCUCUUCGAGCAGACAUUUGGACCCCCCAAUGGCUCCAUGAAGGACGACAGGGACCUCCAGAUGGAGACUUUGAAGAGGGAGGUGGAGACGCUCCGCACGGAGCUGGACAAGAUCCAGCUGGAGGCCCAGCGGUACGUGGCGCAGCUGAAGGGCCAGGUGAACGCGCUGGAGGCCGAGCUGGAGGAGCAGCGGAAGCAGAAGCAGAAGGCCCUGGUGGACAACGAGCAGCUGCGCCACGAGGUGGCCCGGCUGCGCGCCCUCCAGCUGGAGGGCGAGCGCGACCAGGGACUGCGAGAGGAGGCGGAGAAGAAGGCCUGCGCCACCGAGGCGCGCUACAACAAGCUGAAGGAAAAGCACAGCGAGCUCAUCAACACGCACGCCGAGCUGCUCCGGAAGAACGCAGACACGGCCAAGCAGCUGACGGUGACCCAGCAGAGCCAGGAGGAGGUGGCGCGGGUGAAGGAGCAGCUGGCCUUCCAGGUGGAGCAGGUGAAACGGGAGUCAGAGAUGAAGCUGGAGGAGCAGAGCGACCAGCUGGAGAAGCUCAAGAGGGAGCUGGAGGCCAAGGCGGGGGAGCUGGUGCGUGCGCAGACGGCCCUGAGCCGCGCCGAGCAGAGCGGGUUGGAGCUGAGCUCGAGGCUGGAUGCGCUGAGUGCGGAGAAGGACACACUGAGCAGCGUCGUGCGGCAGCGGCAGGCUGAGCUGGCGGCGGCCCAGAGCCUGGUGCGGGAGAAGGAGGAGACGCUGAGCCAGGAGCAGCAGCGCAGCUCCCGGGAGAGGGACGAGCUGCAGGGGCGGCUGGCGGACAAGGAGUCUCAGGAGCAGGGGCUGCAGCGCAGGCUGCUAGAUGAGCAGUUCGCCACGCUGCGGGGCACCGCUGCCGAGGCCGAGCGCGUCCUGCAGGACGCCGUGGGCAAGCUGGACGAUCCCCUGCACCUGCGCUGCACCAGCUCUCCGGACUACCUGGUGAGCAGGGCCCAGGCUGCCCUGGAUGCUGUGAGCGCCCUGGAGAAGGGCCACGCCCAGUACCUGAUCUCCAGGGCAGACGCCUCUGCCCUUGUGGCAGCCCUGACCCGGUUCUCCCACCUGGCCGCGGACACCAUCGUCCACGGCAGUGCCACCUCCCACCUGGCCCCCACUGACCCUGCUGACCGCCUGAUCGACACCUGCAGGGAGUGUGGAGCCCGCGCUCUGGAGCUUUUGAGGCAGCUGCAGGAUCAGCAGGCUCUGCUGCAGGCCCAGCCCGGCCUGGUGCGGAGCCCCCUGCAGGGCAUCCUUCAGCUGGGCCAGGAGCUGAAGCCCAAGAGCCUGGAUGUGCGUCAGGAGGAGCUUGGGGCUAUGGUGGACAAGGAGAUGGCGGCCACGUCUGCGGCCAUCGAAGAUGCGGUGCGGAGGAUCGAGGACAUGAUGAACCAGGCCCGCCAUGCCAGCUCUGGGGUGAAGCUGGAGGUGAAUGAGAGACCCUUUUCUCUCUUUUCCCCACCCUUGCGCUCCUCUCAGGAUCCUCAACUCCUGCACAGACCUGAUGAAGGCCAUCCGGCUCCUGGUGACAACAUCCACGAGCCUGCAGAAGGAGAUCGUGGAGAGCGGCAGGGGGGCAGCCACGCAGCAGGAAUUUUACGCCAAGAAUUCGAGGUGGACGGAAGGCCUCAUCUCCGCCUCCAAGGCCGUGGGCUGGGGAGCCACGCAGCUGGUGUAUGUUGCCCCAGGGAGUCAGCUGACAAGGUGGUGCUUCACACGGGCAAGUACGAGGAGCUCAUCGUCUGCUCCCACGAGAUCGCAGCCAGCACAGCCCAGCUGGUGGCGGCCUCCAAGGUGAAGGCCGACAAGCACAGCCCCCACCUGAGUCGCCUGCAGGAAUGCUCGCGCGCCGUCAACGAGAUGGCCGCCAGCGUGGUGGCCUCCACCAGGUCGGGCCAGGAGCAGAUCGAGGACAGAGACACCAUGGACUUCUCCGGCCUCUCCCUCAUCAAGCUGAAGAAGCAGGAGAUGGAGACCCAGGUGCGGGUCCUGGAGCUGGAGAAGACUCUGGAGGCGGAGCGCGUGCGGCUGGGCGAGCUGCGGAAGCAGCACUACAUGCUGGCCGGGGCCGUGGGGACGCCCGGUGAGGAGGAGCCCGGCCGGCCCAGCGCUGCCCCCCGCGGCGGGACCUCCAAGAAGCCACCCCUGGCCCAGAAGCCCAGCGUGGCCCCCAGGCAGGACCACCAGCUUGACAAAAAGGAUGGCAGCUACGCGGCCCAACUCGUCAACUACUAGGCCCCCCGCCGAGGGGUCCAGCGGGGAGGCUGACGGCCAGGCCUGGGCCUCGUGGCUGAGAAGCCUCUGAGAAGGCCCAGCCCUCGCUG
This is a messenger RNA of Physeter macrocephalus (sperm whale), 3441 nucleotides long. RefSeq names its product huntingtin interacting protein 1 related (gene HIP1R). The transcript is spliced from 32 exons. The record is from RefSeq and is a predicted model, not a curated record. Gene Ontology annotation, cellular component: clathrin-coated vesicle; actin cortical patch. Lineage: Eukaryota; Metazoa; Chordata; Mammalia; Artiodactyla; Physeteridae. Gene Ontology annotation, molecular function: clathrin-cargo adaptor activity; phosphatidylinositol-3,4-bisphosphate binding; phosphatidylinositol-3,5-bisphosphate binding. Gene Ontology annotation, biological process: actin filament organization; clathrin coat assembly; endocytosis. Bases 92 to 3352 code for a protein of 1086 amino acids.